AAGUCUCUGCUCGGUCUUUCGUCCACAAUCAGCCUGAGAGCGGAGAAGAAAACAUGUCCACACUCAACAGAAAGAUCGUCAACACUCCAUCAGCUCCGGCUGCCAUUGGUCCUUACAGCCAGGCAGUGGUGGUGGACAGAACCAUGUACAUCUCCGGCCAGCUGGGGAUGGAUGCAGCCUCUGGUCAGCUGGUAGAUGGAGGAGUCCAGGCUCAGGCCAAACAGGCUCUCGUCAACAUGGGGGAGAUCCUCAAAGCUGCCGGCUGUGACUACAGCAAUGUGGUGAAGACGACUGUGCUGCUCGCUGAUAUAAACGACUUCAACAGUGUCAACGAGGUCUACAAGACAUUUUUCAGCAGCAACUUUCCGGCGAGAGCUGCCUACCAAGUUGCGGCUCUGCCCAGAGGUGGACUGGUGGAAAUUGAGGCGGUUGCUGUUGUUGGUCCUCUCUCUGACUCUUGACUAGCCGGCCACAUCGCAAACAAAUUAUAGUCAAACCACCGAGUGGUCUCACAGUCGUCCUGCAAAAGAAAAAACAAUCUGCCAUCUUUCUUUUUGUCAUAGUCAGAUUUUUAUUGUUUGUCUUGGAUGGUUGAUUUCUUUCAGUAUUAUAUACCAAUGGGAAUCUUUCUCUUAAAAUUGUCAACCAUAGAGAAGCUGUUAAAACCUACCAGCAUUUAGUUUGUGAUUUAUUUCACAUUUAACAUUCAGUAACAGAUAAUCACAUUCCCCUGCCUCAGUGGAUACAUUCACUGUCUUAUAUUAACCUCCUUUUGUGGCAUUUCUGUCUUAAUCUCUCUAAUAAAGACAUCAUUGAACUGCU
This is a messenger RNA of Solea senegalensis (Senegalese sole), 822 nucleotides long. RefSeq names its product 2-iminobutanoate/2-iminopropanoate deaminase-like. Gene Ontology annotation, molecular function: deaminase activity. The record is from RefSeq and is a predicted model, not a curated record. Gene Ontology annotation, cellular component: cytosol. The transcript has 6 exons. Lineage: Eukaryota; Metazoa; Chordata; Actinopteri; Pleuronectiformes; Soleidae. The coding region runs from base 54 to 461 and encodes 135 amino acids.